GUAAGGUUAAUUUAGCUGGUUGAAAAUUUAAUGUUAAUUCAUAUACCUUUUUAUUUACAUUAUAUUGGUUAUUAAUAUUUCUAUUUUGGUUCUUUUAUUCAGUUGAAGUUUUUAUUUGCUACUUUUAUUGAUAUAAUUUUCAAUAAUGAAUAAACAAGAAGUUAUUCAGUGGAUUUGUGAUAAACUUACUAUAAUAUUACAAUUUGAAGUACAAAAGAACAUGGCUGAGUACAUAUAUGUUUUCAACAAAAAUGAUGUGUUGUGAUUACAAUAUUAAUUUAUGUUGUAGAUACAUAUUAUCCAUGCAGUCUGAACGGCAACUGGAUGAGUACUGUAAUUCUUUAUUAGAUAUUAAAUCUCCGGUUCACAGAAAAUUUUUAUCAGAAUUAAAAAAAUUAUAUAAAUCUCGUAAGUUUAUUCCUAUGCAACAAUCUUAGUUUUUAGUUACAUUUAAUUGUAUGUCUAUAAUUUAGUUAACCAAAAACCAGCAUCAGCUAAUGGUUCAAAUACAGAUAAAAAUAACAAAAAAAAAACAAAAACCCAAAAGAAAAAGAUUGCAACUACUACAGAUACAAAAGAAAUAGAUAAAAAACAAAAUAAAGAAGUAAUAACUACUAUAGAAGCAACUGAUACAGAUAAAAUAGAAAAGGUAAAAUAAAAUAUAAUUCUUUGUUCCUUGAUCUUAGAAUUUAUUAUAAACAUAGUAAUAAUAAUAAUUUAAUAUUAUACAUACCAACUUAUAGAAAGUCAAAUCAAAACAAAAAAAAUAUGUCAACAUAUUUUCAGAUGAAGGUCAAAAUUGUCAAGAAGUAUUUUUAAAAGGUACUUAUACAAAGUUUGUCAGAAGUAUAUAUUAUGACAUUAUGUGUUUAUUAAAUUGAGCAUUUCUAAUAAAGGUCGCCAUAAAUGUAAUUGUGAAGCAUCUAAACAUGGUUUAAUAAACAACUGUUUGAAAUGUGGUAGAAUAGUGUGCAAACAAGAAGGGUCUGGCGCAUGUGUUGUGUGUGGUGAAUUGGUAUAAAAACUAAUACUGAGAGCAAAAUUGAAUUUAUAAUUAAUAUUUCUAUUUUUAAAUAUUUUUUCCUAGGUAUGCUCAAAUGAUGAGUUAUUUAUAUUAAGUUACAAAAAUAGCGAAUCCAGAAAAUUGCAUAAAAAAUUAUCUCGAUUAACAAUUAAUGAUACCACCAAUGAUAAAGCUCUUGAACAUCGUAAUACACUAUUAGAAUUUGAUCGUACCAGGUUAGAACAUUUUUCAGUUGCUUCAUAUUUUUGUUUAAUAAUUAUUACAGUGAGAUCAUUUUUUUCCAUUAAAAUUAUUAUUUUUUUUGUAAAGGAGAUCUGUAAAUUAAAAAGAUAUUAUACCACCGUCUACUGUCUCAAUCCAACUACUGGGUAACGUGCAAAAAUAAUGUUUACCAAGAAUUAGUAAAACUAGCUGAAUUUUUAUUUUAAAUUAAAAGUACAUAUUAAAAAAUUUAUAGAGAACAAUAUUUUGGACGUAAUGUUAUAGGGUUUUUGUUUUGUUUUUUAAAUAAUUAACUUUUUUAAUAGUUCAUAAUUCUAAAAACACCUAUGACAUUCCCUGCAAAAUAUUGUUCUCUGUAAAUUUCAUAAUAGGUAAUUUUAUUCUAACAUCAAAAUUAAGCUAGUUUUACUUAUUCUGUUAGCAUUGUUUUUGUAUGUUACCUGGUAGUUGGACUGAGACAGUAGAUGUGGGUAUAACGUCCUAUUAAUGUUAAAAUAUUUUAUCUUAUAGUGCCAAGCGUACUACUGUAAUUGAUGAUCAGAUGGAUUAUUAUUCAGCUAAUAAUGGUUGGUUGUCAUCAAAGCAAAGAGAACAGUUAAAAGCAAAAGGAGAAGAAUUACAUGAAAAGAAACAUGGAUCGAAAAAAACUAAAAAAAUCACUAUUGAUUUUGCUGGUACAGUAAUAAUUAUUAUUAAAUGUUAGUUGACGGAAUCAGAUAUUUUGGGAUGAGGUUAUUCUAGCGCAGUGAUUAUAUUUUGUUUAUAGAGAAUUUAGUAGUAGCUAUUGGAUAUUUUCUUUUUCUUAACCAUUAUCAAAGAAAUAUGCAAUACUCUAAGUAAAGCAAUUAAGAUAAAUCAAUAAAAGAUAAAACAGUGGGUUGAUGUAUUAUCCUGCCUUGCAACAAUAUUUAUGAUAGAAACUAGCUGUACAAAUUUACAAAAAUUACAUUGUUGUCGGAAUUUUAAAAAAUAGUAUUUUUCAUCUUUUUUGGUUUUUCCCAGUUAUUAUAAAAAUUACUUUAGACAUCAAAAAAUAGUUAUCCUUGUAACUGGGCUAUAAAUUAAAAAAACUAGGCCCAUAAGUUGAAUAAUCAAAUUUGAACAAUAAUUACAUUUAUUUUACACCCAUAUAGGAAGACAAGCUUAUGAAGCCGAGGAAUCUGACAAUGAUAUUGAUCUAAUACCUGAUAAUGAAGAAACCCUACCUACUAUAAACAAUGAGCAUUUAAAUAAUCCUUUGAUUGGAAUAAAUAUAAAGGUAAUAUAUUCUGUUAUUUCUUUUAUAUUAAGUUUAAUAAAUUACAAAUUGCGUUGGUUUUUUAUUUUGACUAAUGAUUGAAGUUUGAUGAAAACGCUCUACAAAAAAUUGAAAGGCAUAAUGUUGACCUUAUCAACCAACAUGCACAAUUCAAUCUAGGUUUUAAUAGAGUACAAGAUCUGGAGCUUAUGUUAAUGACAGAUCUGGGUCUAUGCUUAAGCAUGCAUCAGCCUUAUGCAUCUCUUUUACUGCUGAACAUCAAAAGGUAAUUUUAUAAAAGGAGUAAUUUUUUGUAUUUGUUUUCCUAGAUACAAUACUCAUACAUAAACAUAUUACUGGUAUAUUAGAUCUUAAGCCUAGCUUGUAUUGGUUUUACUAUAAUAUGGAUUAUUUUUCUAUCUAUGAAUAACCUGCUUCCCUUUCUAGUAGCACAUUUUGUCUAAUUGAUACUUGAGUUGCCUAUUUAUAGUUAAAUAUAUAACUAUAUGUAUCAUUAAUUUAGUUUUUAAUAUAUUUAUUUAUAUGAGUAUUAAUCGUUUUAUAAUUUUGUUUUACUUUAUUAUUUUAUUAUUUAUAGUUAUUUAAAAUUUUCAUGUUUUUUUUUUUUAUUAAUUUUUGUUAUUCUGUGGAUUUGAUAUUUUUAGUUUUCUAAAAAUUUAUACAAAUUUGACAGAAGGUUCUUUUUUCUUAUAGUUAUAAUAACAUUAUAAAAGUAUAACAAACCUGUAGUUAAGAUUUUUUUUAUUUUUAUAUGCUAUGUCCAUGAAACAGGGUUAUACCCAUUUAACUUAACAUCCUUUUUAAUAGGAUAUAAGAUAAGAUAACCUAUAUAGGUUUGAAGUUUAGAUUUUGAUCGGUAAUAAUCAUAACAUAUUGGGUAUGUAAUAUUUUUCGAUUUAUGGGAUUAAAUGGUUUGACCAACUGAAAAUGCUCAACAAUUUAAUACAAGGUGAGAUAAGUGGUACUGUGUCUCAAACAUAAUUAUUUUGAAAUAUAUAACGCUCAAUAAAUACUAUUAUUUCUUAGAUCUUCUUUAACUGUGCAUAUUUUUAAAUAGUUUUUAAACUGUUAGUGAUUUUUGUACUAUCCAUGCUUGCUUACUUUCAUUCACUGCAAUCUACCAAGGUUAUCAAUAAUAAUUAAAGUUUGUUGAGACAAUAAUAAAAAAAAAAAUAUCAAUGUGGCUAUGUUUCCAAAAAUAUAUAAUAUUGUUAAUUAUUAUUAUGGAAGAACUAAUUCACUUAACACUUAUCUAUAUUGAACAUAUCCAAUUCUGCCUUGCUAGAAUUUGUAUUCAUUGGCUAAUAUUUUGUUGCAGUCAUUGGUUUUAUUUUUUUUUUUUGUUAAUUAUCCAUCAUUUGUCAUUGUAAAUUAUACAGUUUUCUUGUAUUUACAUUUAUUGUCACUUCUCAUUUGAAUUUAACAAAAAAAAAAAAAAUCAAAAAUGUUUACCAAAUUUUAAUUAUCUCUAAUUUUAUAUGGACAAAAAAUUUAAAUUUAAAUUUAUCAAAAAAUAUUUAAACAAAUUCUGUCUAGAAUCUGUUUUCUUAGACGUUGAUUUAUAGUAGCUGUUGUAUAAUAUAUAUAAAUUCAAUGACCAAUAUAAUAUAUUUUCUUAUAUUAUCCUUUCAUAUACAGCAGUAGUCUGUCCAUGAACAGUAUCCUAUCAUUUAAAUGUUUAUUUUCCCAAAAAUAUCUUUUUAGUUUGCAUUAAGUGAUUGAAUUUAUAGUGAGUAAACUUUUACAGAAGUUGUCAUUUUAAAUCUAUAAUUCUAAUUUUAUUAUUAAUACAAAGAAAAAAUAAUCUUACCAUUUUAAUUAUUUAAGAAUAUUUAACAUCUAAUAUUAUAUAUAGUUAAAUAUUUUAUACUUAUAUUUAUGUACAUACUAUGCAUAUAUAUUUUGGUUAAUGAGUUAUAUAAAAUAAGUGUCUGGUGUUUAUAAUAUCCAAUAUAUUUAAUUUUUGUUAUAAUUUUAGUCAUGAAGGUCGUACAUGGUUUACACCUCAUCGAGGAAGACUCUGGAUUGCAUCCACAGCACAAAAGCCUAAUGAAGAAGAUAUUAAGCGUAUGGAGACAUUUUAUAAACAUUUAAAAGGAGAAAGUAAACUGAAUAUUGAUUUUCUCUAAUAAUCUAAGACUAUGAUAAAAAAAUGUCCAUAUGUUAUAAAUAUAUUUGAUAUAUUUUUGUUUAUAGACCUUGAAUUUCCAAACCGAUAUCCAAUUGGAUGUUUAAUGGGCUGUGUAAAUGUAGUGGACUGUUUGUCACAAGAGGAGUACAUUACUCAGUACCCUCAAGGAGAGGUCGAAAGUCCAUUUAUAUUUAUAUGUAAAAAUCCAAUAAUGAUGACUAAUCAUUUUCCAAUUAAAGGACAACAUAAAAUAUGUAACUAUAUUUUUAAAAUUAAACUGAAAUAUUAUUUGGUUAUACUAACAGAAAAUUAUAUAUUUUUUUCACAGUUAAAUUAGAUGAAAAAAUUCAUUAUGCAGCCCAAAAAUGCUUAUUGAAAGAAAUGUGUUGAUUUUUGCAAUUGUGGCAUCCACCACCACCCAGCUUGUUAACAGUUUUGAAGGACUUCACAUAUUCUUACAUUAUGUAUACAUUUUUUUUUUUAUUUACACUUUAUUCAAUUACUCAAAUUUAUCCUAUCUACUGCUCGAGCAAUUAACCCUUACAAUAUCAUUUAUGAUGUUUGUGGUUGUGGUGUCUAUGGCUAUCCUGUCAAAUGUUGUCUCAUAUAUCUGGUAUUAGAUAAAGACCAUCUUUGAAACUCAACUGCUAGCUGCAAGAAUUCUUUUGAGCUUGAUGUCAUCUUCAGACAUGAUCUUUUAACAGAAACUUUUUAACAAAAUUUUAACAUCUUUUUACUUUUAACAGAAACUAGACACAUUGAAUUGCCAGCUUUAGUCACAUAGAGCUUAUAUUUCUCCAAUAGAGCCAUAACAACUGUCCUUUCCAAUCUUAUUGUCAUCAUUAUCCAUACCUCAUAUAUAAGCAAGUUAAUUUUUAAAAUUCAGAUCAGUUUCAUCUUCAGAGUUAAAGCUUCUUGUUUAAAAUAAUCUACAUCAGCUCCAUCAAGCACAAUAACAGGUUCAAACAAUUUAUCUUCGCUUCUCUAUCAGUGUCAUUUUCUGAAGCAUUGUCACCAAUUAAAAGUAUGCAGUUCCAGAUGUUAGUAAUCUACCAUUUUAUUCUCCACUGUUAAUCAUAGUUACUACUACUUCCAGGAGUUAUAUAAUAUUAAAAACAAAAAUUAAAAACCAAUUUCAUAAAAUUAAUUAAAAAAAAAAAAAAAAAAAACUUGUUUAUUUAUAUUAUCAAUUGUAUUAACACUUUUCUUGAUUAUAUUGAAAUAAAGCUAGAUUAUCAUUUUUUUCUGAUGUUAAUAUAGUUGUAUUUAUUUUGGAUAAGGAAAAUGAUCUUUCACAUCAGUUUAUACAAUAUAUAAUUUUCUUUUAAUAACUUAAUUAUUAAAUUAUCAUAAAUUACAAAAUGUAAUUAAUGUGAAAUACAGUGUUUCUCCCCCCUGGAUUUUGGAAGAUGGAUGUCCUUAGGGCCAUAGCAUUGAUUAUAAACAUCAAAUGCCAGACAGAGAUUUUAAUAUGCAUACUUUUACUGCAC
Cinara cedri is the source of this 6125-nucleotide messenger RNA. NCBI's taxonomy places the organism in Eukaryota, Metazoa, Arthropoda, Insecta, Hemiptera, Aphididae. The record is from the annotation of a GenBank genome assembly.